UCGAACUGCUCGGUGUCUGGAGGCUGAGGAAUGCGAGAGGAGGACAAGGGCAUGCUCGGUGGUAACAGCAGCGAUGCGGGCCUGGCCAACGCCGCGGCACGGGGACAAUUGGAGAAGGUGCGGCAGCUCCUAGAAGCCGGUGCAGAUCCCAAUGGAGUCAACCGCUUCGGGAGGCGCCCGAUCCAGGUCAUGAUGAUGGGCAGCACCCACGUGGCGGAGCUGCUCUUACUCCACGGCGCAGAACCCAACUGCGCUGACCCUGCUACCCUCACCCGACCAGUGCACGACGCGGCCCGGGAGGGCUUCUUGGACACGCUGGUGGCGCUGCAUCGGGCAGGGGCGCGGCUGGAUGUGCGCGACGCCUGGGGCCGCCUUCCGGUGGACCUGGCUGAGGAGCUGGGCCACCGCGAGGUCGCAGAGUACCUGCGCGCGGCUGCUGGGGACUGAUUGCAAGUUCCCCCAGCCUCCACAAUGACUUUUUUACCCCCAGUACCCUACCCCCACCUAAUUUAAUGCAGGCUGCGUACGUGGAGCGGCACAAAGCCUGCAAGCCUUUCUCAGAAACUCCACUUCCCAGAAGAAGGAGGAGCCAACCCGGAAUAAAUUCAUAUACUUAAAAAAAAAAAAUCCGAAUCCUACCCUCGACAUUCACCGUGAAGCCAAAAGCAGAGGGGUGGGGCAAAUGGAUCGCUGAGAUUUAAGAUUAUGUGAAGUAGCUGGUGUCCUUUACGCUUCAGGAUUUUCUGAUGUAAAGUGAAUGUGAAAAUCUUGAAGGACCCCAGGUUCCUAGGAAUCUUCCAAUGGAUGACUCUGGGGUUGGAGCUGGAGGUGACAGGGAUUGGCGUUUGGGCGCAGGACAGUGGGUACUUUUGCCCCACAGACCUCGGAAGAGAUUCCUUUGAACCCUAGAUAAGGGUGGUAGACCCUAGAGGAGAAACGCCAAACCAGAAGACUGAAGACCAAAGGAGGAGGUUUGAGGUGGGUGUGAGCUGGGAACGACGAUGUAUUUUUGCACAGCAAGGCAUGUGCAAACGAAAGCUCUGGGUAUUCACGCCCAGCUCCACCAGAGACGGAGGGAGAAAAGAGGACAUGGGAGCGAUGGCAGAUCUGCCCAAAAUGUUAAAAUCCCUGGAUCAGGAUGAUGUAAAGGUGCUCUUUCUAUUAUUCCACAAAGUGCGGUUGCUGCUAUGUUCUGGAUGUGGACGGAUUAAAACGGUGCACGGAAUGAAGCGGUGGAAUGUAAAGAGAGCAACAAUAUGACUAUUUGCUUCAUCUACAUACCAGAGGAUACAGAAAUCCCCCUAUGAAUUGUCACUUUAAAAGAUUGUGAUAAUUUGUACUUUUGAGGUGUUGUAACAGUGUAUUUAACGGGAAGAAUUUAACAAAAUAACUCCUGGCUUUCAAUAAAGUGGUGAGGCAGAGCUAGCUUUUUAAUGAAGCUACAGCACUGUGACUCAGUGCCAGUUUCUAGAUUGCUUUCAUCCUUAGCCUAUUUAUUUCUUUGUUUAAAUUGUCUAAUUAUUUUCUCUAUAGUAUCUCAGGGGAAAUAUUCCAAAUGUCUUUUAGAAGAUAGAUGCACUUGUCUAGUAAAUUAUCUUGGGAUAUUUCCCAAAAAGGUAGUUGGAAAAAUAGAUUAGGAAGCUGUUGAAAAUACAUAAUGAUGGCUUGUGGGAUGGCUUCAUAUCUGCUGAUCAAACUAACAGUGCACUGCUCUGGGAUUUAAUUUCCAAUGUUGCCUGAUCAUUAUAGCAUUGGAACAACUGAUAAUUCACUGCUUUAAUAAAGAAUAAACAAAGA
Molecule: messenger RNA, 1797 nt
Organism: Ictidomys tridecemlineatus (thirteen-lined ground squirrel)
Lineage: Eukaryota; Metazoa; Chordata; Mammalia; Rodentia; Sciuridae
Gene: Cdkn2b
Product: cyclin dependent kinase inhibitor 2B
Biological process (GO): regulation of cyclin-dependent protein serine/threonine kinase activity; regulation of G1/S transition of mitotic cell cycle; negative regulation of cell population proliferation
Cellular component (GO): cytoplasm; nucleus
Molecular function (GO): cyclin-dependent protein serine/threonine kinase inhibitor activity; protein kinase binding
Source: RefSeq, a predicted model, not a curated record